Meriones unguiculatus (Mongolian gerbil) is the source of this 1001-nucleotide messenger RNA. RefSeq names its product endotoxic shock protective protein U9-ORF-like. The transcript has 5 exons. The record is from RefSeq and is a predicted model, not a curated record. Lineage: Eukaryota; Metazoa; Chordata; Mammalia; Rodentia; Muridae. The coding region runs from base 112 to 384 and encodes 90 amino acids.
UCUUACACAUAUAAAUACCUGUUCAUAUCCAGACGGUCUGAAAACCAGCUUCAAAGGAACUCAAGAUUAUCAGACGUCACACCCUUCCUGGUCAUACUGAUAGAGUUGAAAAUGAAAGUGGUGGUUCUGAUGGCUUUCCUUGUGCUCACAGCCCACUGUGUACCUGUCUCAAGAUUCCCUGGCAGGAUUAUAUUCUGCUAUCCUUUCUUAAGAUGGAAGUCAUGCCAGAGGCUGUGUGAACGCUUAAAUAUCUGUAGGAAACCACCGAUGAACAGAAGAACCACCAUGGUCCCAUCAUUUCCACCCACAACAGAAGCUGACCUUUCCCUGACUUGGAGUCCUCCUGCUCCUACUACCCCCGCUAGGCGGGGAGAUUCCAUAUAGGACAGCUCCUCACAGCCCAGACAAGCCUCUUUCCCCAGUCAGAUCACACUACCAGCUCGCGGCUCCUGUACCACCGUGUCCCUUCCUGUAUGGUGCCUCAACAAAAAGCUUACGUCACACUGCUUAUUAUGUGAUUGUGCUGGACAGUGUUUGUCAACAUGAGACAAACAUACACGUACACGGGAAGAGGGCAUCUCUCUUUUUAUUUCCCUUCAUUUUAUGUGCACUGGUGUUUUGCCUGGAUGUAUGUCUCUAGGAGAGCGUCAGAUUUUGGAGUUACAGACAGUUGUGAGUUGCCACAUUUGAAAUUUCAACCUGGGUCCAUCUGGAAGAGCAGCCAGUGCCCUUAAUUGCUGAGCCAUUUCUCCAGCCCCAGGAAGAAGGAAUCUCAGCUGAGUAAUUACGUCCAUCAAAUUGACCUAUGGAAAUGCCUGUGGGGAUAUUUUCUUGAUUCUAAAUGAUGUAGAAGAGCCCAAGGACUGUGGGUGAUGCAGUGGAGAUCUAGCAGAUGCACCUGGCUAUAUAUUAACAACAAACAAACAAAACUAGCUGAGCAAGCUGGGGGAGCAAGCCAGGAAGAAGCUUUCUGCACGGUCUCUGCCUCAGUUCCUGCCUUG